This is a messenger RNA of Colletotrichum spaethianum, 2067 nucleotides long. RefSeq lists its product as uncharacterized. The transcript has 4 exons. The record is from RefSeq and is a predicted model, not a curated record. Lineage: Eukaryota; Fungi; Ascomycota; Sordariomycetes; Glomerellales; Glomerellaceae. The coding region runs from base 1 to 2067 and encodes 688 amino acids.
AUGAUGAACAAGCACUGCCCCCGCAGCCACCGCGGCUAUUACCGCGAGGAUGACGACCUGAGCGUCAACGAUGGUGCCAUCCAGCGCAACAAGGACUGGAGCACCUACCGCAAGACUGAUACCUUCAUCGUCAUCUGUGCUGCGAUCGUCCUUGCGUCCAUCAUCGGCGGUGGCAUUGCCAUAGGCGUUCACUUCGCAACUGGAGGCUCGGCCACGGGCGACGUCGGCCAUGCUUCGGCUGCUCGUGUUGUCCCUCGCUUCCCCGCCAUGCAGUUCAACGCUGCUCACCCCAACGGCACUCACUACGGCAUCAACUCCACUCUCUCUGGCAUCUUGUCCACUGGCACCCCGACUCUCUGCUCUGACGACGCCGAGAUCAACACCGUGACCAAGUUCAUGAACCAGACCACCGCCGACGCCACUACAACCAUCAAGAUGACUCGCACCCAGACUCUUCACAAGUCUGCCGAGGGUACCACCGUUUCGUCUGCCAAGGCUGUCAACACCAUCCUGUCUGGCUCGUCCUCUGCCCCCGAGUUUGUUCCCGUCGUCACCGAAGUCAUCACUACCUCCGUGACCGAGACUGCGUACCUGACUGCCACUGCUACUGAGAGUCGCAUAGUCUCUGAGCCCGAGUCCAGCAUGGCUUCGACCCAGGCUUCUACCAGCGAUGCCACCUCUCAGGUCGAGACCUCGUCCGCUGAUGUCGUCUCGGUCGUCCUCACCAAGACCCUGACGGAAACUCGCAAGGUCACGUCCACUGUCAAGGAAGUCGUCUCAACCGCGACCUACACUCCCACGACGAUCAUCCGUUCCACUGUGACAGUCACCUCUCAGCCCUUCGGCACCUCGUCCCGCGAGGCUCAGUGCUCACGCGAGGUUCAGGACCACACAGUCUACGUCACCGUCACCGAGAGUGCGGACCCCAGCCCCUCCACCUCGACGACUGUUUCGUCCAAGGCUUCCGAGACGUCCUUCUCUUCAGCCCCUGCUUCCAAGGCCACCGACACCAUCGUGGUCACCUACACAGUCACCGUCGACAGCCUGACGCCCAUUUCCAAGGUCCCCGUCGUCAGCUCCUCCUCUGGCGUCCCCAAGCACUCGACCGGGGCCACUUCGCACUCCCAGGCGACCAGUGUCGUGACUCAGGUGGCGACCCAGACUCUCUACGUCAGCGUGGCUAAUGGAACCGCCAUCACCUUCAGCACUGCUGUUUCUUCUGUCCUCGGCCACGUUGGCACUCCAGUCCUUACGUCUCUCCCCUCCACCGAGACUGCCCAGGCCUCGACUGCCGCCGACGUCGUCGUCAUCACCAAGACAGUCACCGACCAGGUGUUCCAGACUCUCAGCGCUGCCCCCACAUCCCUGGUCGACGCCGAGACUCACAUCGAGACCGACACCCAGACGUCCGUCGUCACCGUCACCGCCCUGCCCAGCACCUCCUCCGAAUCGCCUCUGUCCACCAAGUCCAUCCUGACCACGAUCGUCCUCUCCGAUCACGCCACCAAGACCGUGACUAUCGGAGGCAUGGUCACGGUGACGGCCCACCCCAAGAAGUCGACUUUCUCCGGCUCUGCCCACAACUCCACCAGAACGGACACCAAGAUCAUCACCGAGGUCGACGUCCGCACCCUGACCGUCACCAUCAGCGGCCACGUUCAGACGUCCCUGGUCACGGUCCACAAGGACCUGACCGCCACCGUCACGCAGACCAAGGCUCUCAACACCAGCGCCAGCAUCUCGACGGACGUCUUCCGCCUGCCCUCGGCCAACACGACCGUCUACAUCUCGGGCACGCCCAUGAUGCACCCGCGUCCUACCACGGCCACCUUCCCGCCCUACGCCAUCACCAACGGCACCGUCUUCCGCCCGACCACGACCUUCUUCAACCCCUCUGGCAGCGCCAGCGGCUCCCGCCCGCCGACCAGCAGCACCGUGGUCGUCGUCUCCAACGCAGAGAAGCGCGCCGAGCCCGUCGCGUUCGGCCUCGAUGCCGCCACUGGCGGUUGCAAGAGCUGCACCACUUGCCUGGUCAUCUUCGUGCUGGGCCUGCUGGUUCUGUUCUAA